AUGGACGGGACUCGGAAGGAAUGCCUCGUUCGUCUCAAGGAUGACGGGGCCCCGAUCGAACAGAUGGUUGACCAUGCCAAUCGUAUUCUGCGGUUGUUCGGUCCAAUUGAGGUGCGGAAGUCGAACCCAGCAUUUAUCAUAUCCCGCACGGGAGUUCGUCUGGAAGACUGGAACGAGGAGCAACGGCAGGCAAGUCUCGAUCGGCUCCAAGCAAGUCUCAGCCCAGUCGGCUACUCUCGAGUCCUGGGUGCUUUGCAGACAAGUGACUUUCUCGGCGAGUUAUGCAAUGCUAAAUCCAUUCUGAACAGAUACAGUUAUCAAUUUACUCUCUACGGAAAGCUAUCUACCACCGAACCAUGGGGAUUCUCUGUGUUUGGUCAUCUGAGCGUCAACAUCGUGGCAGUUGGCAAGCAGACGACCAUGAGCCCGAUAUUCCUUGGCCGUUCAGUGAAUUCUGGGACCUGGACGUUGUCGAGGAAUUUAUCACCAUGGUAA
This is a messenger RNA of Aspergillus pseudotamarii, 495 nucleotides long. RefSeq lists its product as uncharacterized. The record is from RefSeq and is a predicted model, not a curated record. The transcript is spliced from 3 exons. NCBI's taxonomy places the organism in Eukaryota, Fungi, Ascomycota, Eurotiomycetes, Eurotiales, Aspergillaceae. The coding region runs from base 1 to 495 and encodes 164 amino acids.